AUGUGUAAAUUAUUUUUAAUAUCGGUAAUUUUAACAUCAAGCUUGUCUUUUGAAAAAGAUUUAAAUGUGGUUAAAUUCGUCGAAGAUUGCUGGGAAAAAUUAGUCGCUGAAGGAAGAACUAGAAGAGCACCGAACAGAGGCGAUUAUUAUGUCAAUUGCGCCAGAGUCCAAACCAGUGACGUCCUGGCAGAACGCGAGCAAUGUAAUAUGUACAACCUCCUCUACGAGCUAUUCUGCCCUAAAAGAAUAACUGCCGCUUUUAUGCCAAAUAAUGCCUUUCAAGGUGUACUGCCCUCAGGGCAGUGCCCUGGAGAAAAUUAA
Molecule: messenger RNA, 321 nt
Organism: Cotesia congregata
Lineage: Eukaryota; Metazoa; Arthropoda; Insecta; Hymenoptera; Braconidae
Source: the annotation of a GenBank genome assembly